GGGAAGAUGGUGCAGACUAUAUCUCUAGUCAGACUCCGGGUAUAAAACUGGAGGUGUUUCCCGGGGACUCCAGCCCGGGGUAAGACCCGCAGAACCAACAUGUCAAUCUCCCUGGAGGCUGACAAGCAGUUGGGGACGCUAUUCCCCAACUCCGAACAUAUUCAAGAUGCAUCGUCUCAUAACACCAAGAACAAGGAUCAGGGCAUACGGAAUGAACGCGACCGUGCGAACCCUGGAAAUGGAAUCCUGAAAUACUUUGGUUGGAUGGGUGACUUACCCGAGUGGAAGAUAGGCGGAGAGAAGCUUAAGGGCCGGUCCCUGAACUGGUCCAUUGGGUUUAUCGCUAGUUUCGGGUUUCUGAUGUUCGGGUACGAUCAGGGGGUGCUAAGCGCGCUACUCACGCUCGAUUCUUUCCAGGAGACCCUCUCCCUCAUGACUCCUCGCGAGAAGUCAAACGAUCUUUGCUGGUUGAACAACCCGACCAACACCAUACCCCACCCCACGCACUGCAGAGGCGAUGCAAACACUCAGGCAGCGGGAGUUGCUAUAUACCAAAUCGGAUGCUGGCUGGGCUCACUCGUGAUUCUGGCCUACGGGGAGCGCUGGGGACGGAAAUCAAGUACAUUCUGGGGCUCUCUCAUUAUGAUCAUCGGCACGAUAAUGCAAGCUGCCUGCUUUGAGUACGGCUUGUUCGUUGCAGGCCGUGUUGUCGGAGGUAUUGGCAAUGGCAUGGUAACAUCCACGAUCCCAACAUGGCAGUCUGAAUGUGCCAGGCCACAUCAGCGCGGUAUUCUGAUUAUGCUCUCGGGCGCUCUCAUUUCUGCCGGUAUUAUGAUCGCCUACUGGGUGGAUUACGGGUUUUAUUUUCUGACUGGGUCUGUCCGCUGGAGAUUCCCACUUAUGUUCCAAUCGUUCUUUACUAUCAUUGUUAUGAUCGGUCUGCUUUAUCUACCCGAUUCUCCUAGAUGGCUCAUCAUGCAAGGCCGCCAUACAGAGGCUCGCGAGGUCACAGCUCGACUUGUGGACAGGCCAGAGGAGCACCCAGAUGUCGACGAAGAACUGCGUAACAUUAAUGAAGCUUUGGAGGUCCAAAGUCGUGGUGGUGGUUUCCAGUACCGUGAGCUACUCACCAAUGGACCGUCACAAAACCUCCGUCGCACCACACUGGCCAUGGUCGCACAGUUCUUCCAGCAGAUUUGCGGAAUCAAUUUGAUAACAUACUACGCCACCUUCCUGUUUGAAAACUCUCUCGGAUUCGGACCAAGCAGGGCGCGCCUUCUGGCUGCCUGUAAUGGAACCGAAUACUUCCUCGCCUCGCUUAUAGCCCUACCUCUUAUCGAACGGACCGGUCGACGGAAACUGAUGUUAAUCGGUGCGUUCGGCAUGAUGGCAUCGAUGGCCAUCUUGGCUGGUACUGUGUCCACUGGGGAAACCCUGGAAAACGGAGCGCCUAAGCUGGAGACCAAGUAUGGUGUCACGGCCACUGUAUUCUUGUUCGUUUUCAACUCUUUCUUCGCCAUCGGCUGGCUGGGUAUGACCUGGCUGUAUCCGGCGGAAAUCACGAACCUUCGGAUUCGGAUCCAGGCCAAUGCUUUGUCAACCAGCUCUAAUUGGAUGUCCAACUUCCUGAUUGUCAUGAUCACUCCUCCCGCGUUUGCUAAUCUAGGGUACAAGACAUAUAUCAUGUUUGCCGUCUUUAAUGCUGCACUUAUUCCCUGUGUAUAUCUGUUCUUCCCUGAGACUAAGGGACGUACGUUAGAAGAGCUGGACCUGGUGUUUGCUAGUGCUAAUGCUGAAGGUAUAUCGCCUGUGAAGCAGAGCUUGAAGAUGCCGAAGCUGGUCGGACAGAACCUGGACAGGGAGUUGGCGCGGUACUUUGGUUCGGGUAGUGAUGAAGAGACUUCAAGGGAGAAGUAAAUCUUGGAGAUGCCGGGUGUAUC
Aspergillus alliaceus is the source of this 1940-nucleotide messenger RNA. Its product is annotated as sugar porter family MFS transporter. Bases 100 to 1917 code for a protein of 605 amino acids. Gene Ontology annotation, biological process: transmembrane transport; carbohydrate transport. Lineage: Eukaryota; Fungi; Ascomycota; Eurotiomycetes; Eurotiales; Aspergillaceae. Gene Ontology annotation, molecular function: carbohydrate:proton symporter activity. The record is from RefSeq and is a predicted model, not a curated record. The transcript has 2 exons. Gene Ontology annotation, cellular component: membrane.